Molecule: messenger RNA, 1137 nt
Organism: Aspergillus novofumigatus IBT 16806
Lineage: Eukaryota; Fungi; Ascomycota; Eurotiomycetes; Eurotiales; Aspergillaceae
Product: cation diffusion facilitator family transporter
Exons: 9
Coding region: 1-1137 (378 amino acids)
Biological process (GO): intracellular zinc ion homeostasis; zinc ion transmembrane transport
Cellular component (GO): membrane
Molecular function (GO): zinc ion transmembrane transporter activity
Source: RefSeq, a predicted model, not a curated record
AUGUUCUCCCAUCUCAAACGCGAACACCGUCUGAUCCUGGUAAUCAGCAUUUCUGCGUCCUUUUUCCUAGCAGAAAUCGCAGUCGGAUUCUAUACCCGUUCUCUGGCACUGGUCGCAGACGCAUUCCACUAUCUGAAUGAUCUUGUCGGCUUCAUUGUGGCGCUGGUAGCGCUCAAGAUCUCGCAACGCAGCAAACACCCUAAAGAGCUUUCUUUCGGCUGGCAGCGCGCACAAUUAUUGGGUGCCUUUUUCAAUGGCGUUUUCCUCCUGUCUCUGGGGAUCAGCAUUUUUCUUCAAUCCAUCGAUCGCUUUGUCUCGUUAGAGCGAAUUGAAAACCCCAAGCUUGUGCUGAUCAUUGGCUGCGUCGGAUUGGCGUUGAAUCUGAUCAGUGGAUUGUUCCUUCAUGGUUCGCUCGAACGCAGGAAUUCCUUUUCCACUCGAGUCCUGCGCCCUCACGUCGAGCACCGACACAACGUCAAGUCACAAGCGAAGAAGGGCCAUGAUCUCGGAAUGAUGGGUGUCCUUAUCCAUGUUCUGGGGGAUGCAGCGAACAAUCUCGGGGUUAUUAUUGCUGCGUUGGUAAUCUGGAAGGCCAAAUAUGACGGAAGAUACUAUGCCGAUCCUGCUGUGAGCAUGGCGAUUGCGAUCGUGAUCCUCCUCUCGUCGCUUCCUCUAGUGCGGAAAAGUGGAACCAUUCUGCUGCAGAGCGUCCCGCUAGGCGUCGACCCGGAAGAUGUCAAGCAUGAUCUUGAAGCUAUUCCUGGCGUCGAAUCUGUCCAUGAACUGCAUAUCUGGCGACUCAACCAGGAAAAAGCCCUUGCAUCGGUGCAUCUGGCAGUCUCCGAUGAGCUAAUCGCCGAUUUUAUGGACAAGGCCAAGAUUAUCAAUGAGUGCUUCCAUGCGUACGGGAUCCAUUCCACAACCUUGCAGCCAGAGCAUGUCCGUCCCAUUCCCAGCGACAGCCGAUCAAUCCAGGGCCGGGAAACCGCAGAGUUGAUCGUUGAUGGAGGAGUCAAGAAGCGCCAUGUUGUCGACCCCAAGUCUGGAUGUUCGUCGGAAACCCUGUCGACAUGUUUGAUCAAUUGUGGGAGUACCUGUGAAGGGUACACAUGCUGCAGUCGGGAUAAGUCGCUCUAA